Molecule: messenger RNA, 1325 nt
Organism: Melitaea cinxia (Glanville fritillary)
Lineage: Eukaryota; Metazoa; Arthropoda; Insecta; Lepidoptera; Nymphalidae
Product: pseudouridine-metabolizing bifunctional protein C1861.05-like
Exons: 6
Coding region: 1-1314 (437 amino acids)
Molecular function (GO): kinase activity
Source: RefSeq, a predicted model, not a curated record
AUGUGGGAAAUGGCUAUUGUAAAGCCUGUGUCUAAGAAAAAUAACGUCACUGACAUUAAAGAUCUACGCCCGAUUAGUAUAUUGCCGUGUCCUUCAAAAAUAUUAGAAAAAGUAGUAUGCGAUCAGAUGACUGAAUAUUUUGAUGCGAAUAGGACGAUAUACAGCUCUAUAUGUCUUGUAAGCCUGGCUGAUAUACGCACAGCUGUCUAUAAAUUAAAUGAAGAUCUUGCCCGUAUUGCCAAGUGGUCUCAAGCUAAUGCACUGACGUUGAAUCCAAAUAAAACUAAAUAUAUUUUGCUAGGCACCCGAUCUCAAGUACAAAAAAUGUCGUACUCAUCUCCCGUCAUACAAAUAUUAAACGAGCAAAUUAUUAAGCUGAGGCGCCUGGAUGGUAGCACUCACGCUUGCAAGACGGAGCAGUGCGCAGGCGGCGUAGCAAGAAAUAUGGCGGAGGCUUUGUGGCGCCUACGAGAUGGACGCGUGCGACUACUUACUGCCAUCGGUGACGACUCAGAUGGACAGUACCUACAGAAUAUUGCACCAGGAUUAUUAUUGGAGGGUUGUGUUGUACAAAACGCACGAACAGCAGUUUACGCCGCCAUAUUCGACAAAAAAGGCGAAUGUACCCUAGGCCUCGGAGACAUGGACGUUCACAAUCAAAUUACUGUAGAUCUUGUGGAUAGACACAUAAACGUUUUAAGGAAUGCGCCGCUCGUUGUAAUCGACGGCAACUUACCUUUGUCUACCAUGGAAUAUAUUUUAAGACUAUGCAAAAAGUAUGAAAAACCUGUUUUCUACGAACCUACAGACCGAAGAAAAGCUGUUAAAGCACUAUCUUGCAAUCAGCAAUUUAUUAGCUACGCGUCACCGAAUAUGAUGGAACUUAGAGCAAUGGCCAACUAUUUGAAACCGAACAACAAUAUAAAUAAAAGUAAUGACUUAGAAGAAAUUAUAAAUCUCUCUAAAAUCAUAUUGAAUUGUAUACACGUUUUGUUAGUAACAAGAGGUCCAGCAGGAGUGGUUACAAUCAAAGCAGUAGAACAAAAUAAUAUUUUGUCAAAAAAUAAUAAAAAGAUUGAAGUCCGGCAUUAUACAUCUGAAGUUUUAAAUACUCUGGAAAAUGUAUCUGGAGCAGGAGAUUGUUUUUCAAGUGGAUUUAUUAAUGGCCUCCUUUUGGGUCUUAAUGAAUUUGAAAGCAUUGGGGCCGGGUUUUGUGCUGCGAAAGAUGCUUUGCUUAGCAAGAAAACGGUACCUGAUAAAUUUACAAAAUAUAAUUAUUAUAAAAAAGUUGUAUACGAUAUUUGGUAUUAUUAAUGUAUUACAUU